Cylindrotheca closterium is the source of this 661-nucleotide messenger RNA. NCBI's taxonomy places the organism in Eukaryota, Bacillariophyta, Bacillariophyceae, Bacillariales, Bacillariaceae. The record is from the annotation of a GenBank genome assembly.
AGACAAGAAAUCCAUGGGCAUGAAAUGCUUCGCUGAUUUCAACAAUGGAAGAACUGGUGAAAUUGGUGGCAUCUACGCUGUUCCAACAACAAAGUUGAGCGAUGUAUCCCAUGGGUUGACACAAGCAAAGUGGCCUCAUAGCGCGUUCAACGGUAUCCCAAGCAAUGAGGCUUUCGGCCUCCUCAGAGAUUACCUUGUGGUCCCUCCAAUGCUGACAAAGGCAAGGGAGUGUAACACAUUCCUGAAUGAACUGAUCACUCAACUGGUAGUGCGUUUUUGUCAGCCACAAAAGAGCAGCCAGUUCAGUGAAGAAACGGGGAUUGGGAGGUAUGAGUUUGUGGGUUGCUUCAAGUUCCUUGCGGAAGUCCACUGCCAUUCUGUCAACUUCCAAGUUCUUCUUUCCCCACAAGCAGUAGGCGCUCUGAUCCUGAAGGAGACCCGGAGUUUGACAUCUGAUAACAGUGCCACCAGUGCCAUCCUUUGCAAGGAGCUGAAUGGCGGCGGUGCCAAGCUCAUCUUUUAUGACACGUCACUGAUGACUUGGAGACGUCCCUGGGUCAAGGCAUUGGCUAAGGCAGCUUCAUCACCCUGUACCUCAAUCUCAUCGGGGACCCAGCCAUGGUAUUUGGUGCAGAGGUCAGCAGGACUUGCCAGACCGUGA